AUGCCUCCAACCGAACCAAGAAUCCCCAAGGGUGACACGGUGCUCGUGACCGGCGCCAAUGGCUACAUCGCCUCGCAUGUGGUCGACGUCCUCCUCGACCAAGGAUACAAGGUGCGUGGCACCGUCCGCGCGCCCAAACCAUGGCUCAACCGGCAUUUCGACGCCAAAUACGGCGCCGGGAAAUUCGAAACCGCAAUCCUCUCCGACUUAGAGGACGAAGCGGGCUUUGAUCACGCGGUCAAGGGUGUGUCGGGGGUGAUCCAUGUGGCUUCAGACGUCUCCUUCAACUCGGACCCAGAUCUCGUCAUCCCCAAAGUGGUGGCCGGCACCGUGAAUGUGCUCAAGGCGGCGGCCAAGGAACCUCGGGUGAAGAGCGUGGUCUUGACAUCCUCCUCCAAUGCCGUCGUCACACAAGGCGUCAGCAAGAACGGUCUCGUCAUCGAUCAAAGCACCUGGAACGACACCGUCGUGCAGGCGGCAUACAGCAAAGACACGCCUGCGCAGAUCCAGCCUCUCGUCGUCUACGCCGCGUCCAAGACGGAGGGUGAACGCGCGUUCUGGAAAUGGGUGGCCGACAACAAGCCCAGGUUCACCACCAACUCGGUGCUGCCAGACUUGACUCUGGGAAAGAUCCUGCUCCCAGAGAUACCGGGAAGCACCAUGUCGUGGGCGGCCAGUCUCUUGAAAGGACAAGCAACUGUCAUCGACUCGGUCCCACCGCAAUGGUUCGUCGAUGUCCGCGACGCUGCCCGCCUCCACGUUGUCGCCCUGCUGGACCCGCAAGUGAAAUCUGAGCGACUGUUCGCAUUCAGCCACGAGUUCAACUGGACCGAUGUCAUUGGCAUCUUCAAGAAGCUCCGGCCGGAAAACACCCAGAUUCCCCAGGCGCCGGAGAACGAGGGUCGUGAUUUGACCGACGUCCACGACGGGAGUCAAAGAGCCGAGCACCUCCUUCAGUCUUUCUUCGGCGUCACUGGUUGGACAAGCCUGGAGGACAGCCUCAGGGCAGGCAUUGAGGGUUCUUGA
Messenger RNA from Capronia epimyces CBS 606.96, 1026 nucleotides. RefSeq lists its product as uncharacterized. The transcript is spliced from 5 exons. The record is from RefSeq and is a predicted model, not a curated record. Lineage: Eukaryota; Fungi; Ascomycota; Eurotiomycetes; Chaetothyriales; Herpotrichiellaceae. Gene Ontology annotation, molecular function: oxidoreductase activity, acting on the CH-OH group of donors, NAD or NADP as acceptor. The coding region runs from base 1 to 1026 and encodes 341 amino acids.